CAGUUUGCUACACAGAAACACCAUAGAUAAGAUCCACGCCAAAGUUGGAAUUUACUUUUCUUUGUUUAAUAAUAAUCAAAUUUACCAAUUAUUUUGUGUGGCUGGCAUCGAAUCGACAUGGCAGAUGUUGAUUGGUUUUCUGGUGAAGGGGGAGGAGAUGGUGGAGGAGGAGGUAAAUCAGGGAAAAAGAAUCAGAAGAGACGAGCCAAGGCUAAGAAGAGUAAGAAUGAAAGCAGUGUUUCCUCCCAGGCACCUCAGGUUGAUCCAAUUGAAGAGCUCAGGCAGAGACUAGCUGAUGCCAAAAUCAAUAAGGACCAGAAAUUGGCAGGAAAACUCAGGCAACAACUUUGGAUCGUUCAAGACUUAACAGCUGGAGUGAAACCACAAGUAGAUCCAGAAGACCGAGAUGGACAAGCCAUGGUGAAAGAGUUUGAAAGGACUGGUAUCAUAUCUCUCCCCUCUAACAAUGCAGCAAGCCCAGAGAGUAAGGUGGAAGAGGAGGUCCCGCAGUCUGGACCAGUCUUCUUUACCCCCGUAGCUGGCGGUGCGGUGAUAGAAGACAAGAGACUGAAAAACCUGAACAAGAAGUUGAAGCAGAUUGAGACUCUCAAGGAGAAGCAAAGGAAAGGGGAGAAACUAGAAUCUAAUCAGCUAGAGAAAAUCAAAUCAGAAGCUGCCAUCCACCAAGAAAUCCAGGAGAUCGAGGAACUCAUCAGUAAACUUUCUGCUCAGAUCAAGAGUUGACGUCGGCUGUUCAUCUUCAAGAAAAAGCAAGCAAUUACCUCAUACUGAUGCAAGAUACUGUCUUCAGAUUUUGAUAGGCCUUUUGCGAGAGUCUCUGGCAUUUCGUGUGCUUAUGAGGCAACAAGUGAACUGAAUGGCUGUCACCUCAUUGGGACUCUAAAUUGCAGAAUUACUUCUGCUUACCGCUUGGUCUAAUUGCAAUUUUAGCCCAUUUACCUUUUUGUCUAAUUUUCAGUUAGGCUCUACCCAUUUUGUCUAAUAUCCAACAGAGUUAACAUCGUUUAGUCUAUAGUGUUAGAUGAACUGUCCAUGAAUCAAAUUUUUGUAUGACGAAGAGUAAAAUGAUUAGUAGACAAUGGGAAAUAAUGAAUUAAUUAGACUAAAUGAGAAAUAGACUAAACAGGUAUUAGACCAGGUGCAGUGUAGACCAAAAUGGCAAUUAUACCAAAGGUGUAUUAGUUGUCAAGUUGGUUUAUCCCAUGUGGUAAUAGAAUAUCUGAGAAGCAGAAAACUGCUUUGUAGACUGAGUGAGUAUGAACCGUUCAGACUCAAAAUGUGAGGACAGUUCGGACCAACAAGGUAAGUUAACAUAAGCCUGAUCAUGUAUGGAUGUUGCUUCUAGCUUGAAUUCAUCUCAGUGUCUUUUCACUUAAGCAAUGGGGGAGUGUGAAAGCUGCAGUGAAAUCCAGCAUGUGGGAAAGCUUUGGACACAGCUUUUGUUACCUUUGCCUUGUGUUCCUUACUUUAAAAAUGCCAAAUGGAACUUUAACUGGAUGUUUGUGAGGAAGCUCAACGAGAUUAUGAAUUUAGGGGAUUUACAAUGAAUUCAAUAUUGGAGUUUGGAUAGCAGAUUUAAAGGCCAUGCGGGAAGAUUUAACGUCUACUGUAGUUUGAGGGAGGCCAUUCCAGAGUUUUACAACUUCGGGAAAGAAGGAUUGUGUGAAUGGUCGGGAUGAGCAUUGGAAGACGGCUAGUUGCCUAGCCUAUAUCUGUGUACUUCUUCGGGCUUUCCUUUGAAUGUAAUCCCUAUAAACAAUAAACAUGUUGUUGAUAUGGGUCCAGCCAACCUUUAUCCAGGUAUGUGUUUCAUAAAGCUGUUCAUAAAGUUAUGCAGACUUUACGAAAGAUUGGCACAUGUUCUCAGAUGCUAAGGCAGCUAUAUCUAGGGAUAUCAUUUAGCACAAAAAGUGUCACCAGUCUUUUGUUAAAGUCGCUCAUUACUUACAAACAGCUUUACGGUACACCAACUGGAGCAUAUGACCUCCCAAUAAGACCCAUGCACCCAGACAGUUCAUUUUGCAAAACGUUAUGGAUGAAGGUAUGCAUGAGAACCACUGCACCAGGAAAAACACCAUGGUCCGAAUUCACAAAGGUUGUUUUGAAAACCCAUGGUUGAAUCCAUGGUUUAUGCAGAUUUCCUGUAUAAAUAAAUUAUUUUACUGCGUAUAUUAAAAAGUGUUCAAUGCCGAUGCACGCUUUAGUCACAGUGCGCCAAAUUGAUUCCUGUUGCCGUGAUUAUCCACGCUAUUUCAUCCACUCGUCAAACAGUGGACUCAUGAAUAAAAUAGCGUAUCUAACCAUGGUAACAGUUGUCAAUUUGGCGCAC
Molecule: messenger RNA, 2350 nt
Organism: Lytechinus variegatus (green sea urchin)
Lineage: Eukaryota; Metazoa; Echinodermata; Echinoidea; Temnopleuroida; Toxopneustidae
Product: eukaryotic translation initiation factor 2A-like
Exons: 5
Coding region: 118-744 (208 amino acids)
Source: RefSeq, a predicted model, not a curated record